This is a messenger RNA of Chara braunii, 3259 nucleotides long. The record is from the annotation of a GenBank genome assembly. NCBI's taxonomy places the organism in Eukaryota, Viridiplantae, Streptophyta, Charophyceae, Charales, Characeae.
CUGAAGGUGUCAGUCUGAGAGUACUCUACCGGUGCCCACGAGCUUAGACGGAGGUUCUUCGCUUUGGGUUCUGAUUCAAAAUACUAAGGAAAAAGUUUGGAGGAUACUUCACACCGUGCAGCUAUGGACAGUAGUGAGUUUUUGACACCCAAACAAAUGUCCGAGGAACAUGACAAGAAGCUAAUGGAUCAUGUCCGCUUGACUGUUGAGGAGUUUGCAGCCAGUGAAAAAAGGUUUCGUAGCUUCAAAUUCGAAAGCUGUUUUGAUCGGUUUGUGGCUUCAAUAGGUGACGAUGCCAUUGGUAGGGAGGCGGAGUUGUGGCUGCAUAUGCUGAGCGUAUUAGCCGAGCACAUCGGCUCAUUUGAGUACUUUGACUUCGAUUUCCAUUACAUUGUAAAAUCAUGGCUGCCCCGUUCCAACAAUCCGAAUAUAUCGGUCAUCGAGGGUUUUCUGAGGUCUCUUGCAAAAGCAUUAUCCUCAGGUGGUAACUCCAUUGCUUCCCUUGAAGAAAUCCAAAUCAGCGGUCUGGAUUAUUUGGAUCAACCUGCCCGUUUUUUGCGAAUUCUCUCUGAUUUUUCUCCGCAGCCCUACUGUGGCGUUAAAUGCCUUCGAAUAUGCCUUGGCAGUGUUGGGAAUGAGUGUGCGACAUUGAUUCAAGGUAUGAUUUCCAAUGCCCAUUCAUUAGAAAGGCUGGAAUUCAGACUUGAUUAUUUUGAGUACAUGGAAAGCGAAGCUUUUGAAGACAUGUAUGUCGACAUAGUCCACGCUCUGCUGGCUAGUGAGAGCCUACAGUCUUGCGAGCUUUGGUGGGUUCCGGAAAGGGCACUCACCACUUUAGCCAAAAGCCUUGCAUCUAUGAACAUAGGCUUUGAUGGUGAUGCUCCUGCUGAACCGUUGGUCACACCCCUGGAAAUGAAAAGUGGGCUCCAAGGGCAGCGAGUGCGAAGAAGAUCUCAACUCAAAGAUGUGAGCCUCCUCAACCAAAUGCUAUUUAGCCAGGAAGGGAUAGAUGCCCUUGCAGCCAUGCUGGCAACAAACAACAGUCUUAAGAAACUGGAAAUUAGUUUUGAAGAAGGCACUGAGUCGGACAUGAAAAUGAUUGUGAAAGGGUUGCGGAGUAAUGUUUGUCUAGAAAAGCUCGAUUUACGAACUAACCAUAUAGCAACUAAGACACUCCUAUCUGAAUUGAGGGCAGAGAUGCUCUCUACCUUGGAGUCCAAUAAGACACUUCAGGAGUUUGCUUUCAAUUAUGACUCUGACAAAACUAUUAAUCGUAAGUUGUCAAGAAACAAGACUGAACGGCAGUUGCUUGAGACUGGUGGAGGCUUGGAACGCACUACCAGCAGCCACAUCAGAUGCUUUUUGGCGGGUGAACCUCAUGUGGGUAAGUCGACCUUGAAGGAUUCCAUUUGCCGUGGAACAUGGGAGUACUGGAUAGAAGUGAUGAAGCAGAUGGCACCUGGUGAUCGGUCUGCCAAACCUCGAACGAAGGGCAUUGAGAUGGUCCAUGUCGCAUCGAAAGGGGUCAACAUCCAGUUCUGGGACUUGGGUGGACAACCCGAGUACCACACCAUCCAUGAUCUGUUCAUGCCAACUCUAGGAGGGGACAUGGCAGUUCCACCCAUCUUCUUGCUUCUAUUUAAUCCGGUGGUCAAAUGCGGGCAAGUAAUUGCUGGUAACUCAAGUGGAGACAGCUCGGCUGCGGAAGUUCAACGACUGAGGUAUUGGUUGAGAUUCAUCGCGACAAACUGCAAAGCGGAAAGAAAGCCUUGUGUGAUUCCAGUGUGCAAUCCCCACUUGACUCAGAAACAAAAGUUGUAUGAUUUUUACCUUCGGGCUGAUAAGGUGGUCCGCUGGAUAUCUGAGGAUUUUCACGAGACACUUGAUAUUGUGGAUGAGGUAAUCCUUAUCGAUGCGAGAAAGAAUGACGAUGCAAAAAAAGUCAAGAAGUUUGUGUUCAGCAAGGCCAAGGCGCUUCUUGAUAGUACCAAUGUAUUUCAAAUCAUGGAGACGGUGCAAACGUUGGUGGUGAAGUCCAGUGGAUCAAGAAUUCCGCUUAUGACUUGGGCACAUUUCGUUGGUGAGCUCAUCCCAACCGAAUUUCAUGCCAGUGGAGUCUUCAAUGGGAUCGCUGAUGAGGAUCUUUUAGAACGUGUGUUCUCAGAAGCUGUUUCGGGGAAAUGUGAGGUUGGUGUGCAGGAUGUAGUAAAUCUGAUGUUGAGAAUGGAGCUUGCCUUUAAGGUCUGUGACGAUCCCAAGAGCAGCCUGUUGAUACCAUCGUGCCUUCCUGAUCGUCCAGAUGGGGACAUGAUUAGUUGGAAAGUGGACAGGAAAAAUGGGCAUGAACAGGAACGUCAAGGCCAGUUUUUUGGAUAUCAGAUUGAAUGCAAAGACAAGAAGCAGACAAUGGUGACUGCAGGAUUCUUCCAUCGGCUGCAGGUGCGCUUCCAUGAGAAAUUCCACAACAAGGGCGUUUACAACUGCAAGAAGGACCUUUGUGAGAUAUUCUCGAAUGGCUACAAGAUCUAUGUGGAGUUUGGGGGAAUCCAUGACGAUUGGAUUGACGUUAUGGUAUCGUCGCCCGGAGUUUCUGUUGAAGAAUCCGCCGAAUGGGUUGAUAAGAACAUUUUGGGAGCCAUGUACCAACUUUGCAGCGAGCCGACUGGUCUCCCAGGAAACGUUCAAGAGUUGGGUGAUUUGGUGACGAGGGGUGUUCGCUAUCUUGCUGGAAAAGUUGACCGAAAUUUCCGGUUCAUCAGUGAGCUGAAAGAAGAAGUGAAGCAUCUGAGGAAGGAGCAGAGUAAUGCGUUUACAAGACUCUGCAAUGCCCUGUCUAGCAUUUCCGUUUUCGCCAUUGAGCAGCACAGUCAUCGCCUCCCUCAUCGUGUUUACAUCACGGAGAGGAAAUCUGGCUUUCGCCAGAAACUGAGUUUUCUGAUUGGCUUGAAGCCAGUGGAGCUGCAUCUCAUGUGCGAAUCCAAAGACCGCUGUCAUGUUGUAGAUGGCCAGGAGGGGAAGAGGUUGUGUUUGCAGAACGAGGAGAGGCGCCAUGUGUGGACUCUCUUCAAGUGGACAAUUCUUACUGUGGCUGUGCUGCUGAAAACCGGCUGUGCAAUUUCUAUGGGCAUCCAUCAGCUUGUGCCGGACUUGGGUGGCGUUGCCAACUGGACAAGCUUUGUGAUUGGAGCAGUGGGGAACGCUGGUCUGUAGUUUGUGGACAUGGACGACCUUAAGCAGAGAAUGAAUGCCAUUGGAAAGG